AUGGCCGAGAGUUCCCCGCCUAGAGAUUCAAAGAAGGGGAAAGCUAUAGUCUUCCGGAAGGAGCCUAGAGACGUGCCUGAGGAGCAAGUGCCCUUCUCUCUAAGGGUACUUGAGGAAAAGCUACUGACAGAGUACAAGCCCCCAGCUAUUGGAGAAUAUGAUGGUAGCAAGGACCCGGAGGAUCAUCUUAGAAAAGUUUGGAACGCUGUGUUGCUACACCAAUACAACAACGCCAUCAAGUGUCGAGUGUUCGUAAACACUCUGUCCGACUUGGCACAAAAAUGGUUCGAUGGACUGUCGAACGAGUCCAUCACCUGCUUUCAAGACUUCAAGACCGUUUUCUUGCACUAUUUCGUAGCUCAGGACGUCCCGUCUGCUAUCUCAGAGAUAUUGGUGAGCUAUUUCUCCCAUGGUCUAGUGGAGGGGGAGUUCUUCCGGGCUCUCAUCCGGGAGACAGUAAGGAAUUUUGAUGAGAUGCUGGGGAGGGCAGCUAGCUACAUCAAUGUAGAAGAAGCUCAAGCGGCUCGGCGGAAAGCAGACAAGGCACCUGCUCCUGCCAACAAAUCAGAGAAAAGGUCACCCCAACCUCCAGCUCAGCCUUUUCCCCGCUCCAAGGAUGCCAGAACGGGAUUCUCCGAUCAGGAUUCCAGGACGGUGCAACAGGCAAAAGCUGUCCAAGACCCCAGACCUGGUCAGUGGGGGCUCCGCUAUUGCACUUACUAUAGGUCCCACACCUAUUCCACUGCAGAUUACGUCCAGUUCGCUCAUGACUCUCGGUGUGCCGUUGAACUGGGCCUACCUCCGCCCGAGAUCGCACCCAAGCUUCAAAGGUUGCUGGCCGGCCAACCUGCCACAACAGAGAACAGGGGAAAUGUCACCAUUCGGGAGAUCGGCAUGAUCUCCAGAGGACCCACUAAUGGAGAUUCCACUCGAGAUCGAAAAUCUCAUGAACGCCGCUUGAAGAUACACGUGGUAGGAUGCAAUCGGGAACAAGAUGCAGGGCCUGUAAUCAGUUUCGGACCGCAAGACCUAGAGGGAUUUGAGCUCCCUCAUGAUGAUGCCUUAAUAUUCAAAGUCGUCAUCGCCAACAGUCGCGUGGCCAGGGUUUUCGUUGACACCAGAAGCUCUGUCAAUGUGCUAUUCAAGAAUGCGUUCAAGGGCAUGCAGAUCAACUCUAGUGAGCUCCAGCCCGUAGCCACUUCAUUGUAUGGGUUCACUGGUAAUGAGGUAAGACCAAUGGGGCAAAUCAAGCUAGCCAUAUCUCUGGGUAGCGAACCCCUGGUGAGGACGCGGAGAAGUACUUUCAUCGUGGUGGAUUCACCAUCUUCUUAUAACGUCAUCUUGGGAAGACUGACACUGCAUGAGUUCCAGGCGGCAGUCUCCAUCUUCUAUCAGAAGAUUAAAUUCCUUGUGGGAGACCAGGUCGGGGAAGUUAAAGGCGAGCAACUAGUCUCUCACAGGUGUUAUAUUUAUAUGGUGAAGGUCGAGGCCCGUAAGGCUCAAAGAACCUAG
This is a messenger RNA of Zingiber officinale, 1512 nucleotides long. RefSeq lists its product as uncharacterized. Lineage: Eukaryota; Viridiplantae; Streptophyta; Magnoliopsida; Zingiberales; Zingiberaceae. The coding region runs from base 1 to 1512 and encodes 503 amino acids. The transcript is spliced from 3 exons. The record is from RefSeq and is a predicted model, not a curated record.